AGCACCAUGAGCGGUGGUGGCUAUGGAAAGCUGGAGGUAACGAACUCGGCUUCGUUGUGCAAUUACAACUUCCAGGUUGUGGGCUUGCCAGGCUGAGAGCCACGACGCAAUUGCCUCAUACCAGAAUCAUACUAUCACAAAUUCGGUCCUACUAAGCGAAACAUACUUGAUUUGCUGUAUGAGACCCACCCAUCGUCGCAUUGCCGAGGUGGCCUGAUUGACAAUUGUGAGCCUGAAAUAUCCUCCACUUUGGACAGGUAGCAGCAUUAGUAGACGUCAUGCCAAAGGUUCGGGAGAAAUUAGAAAUACCGCACCGUACUGCCGCCUACGAGCUACUGGACGAUGAGAUCUUCAAGUUGACCUUGACCGAAGAGAACAAAGCUGAGGUCUUUGAGUAUGGUCUCUCCAAGCUCAAUAAAAGCCAGCAUGAAGCAUCGUCCAUACUUCAGAAUCUUUCGAAAUGGGAUCCGCAUAUCAGAUCGCUGUUUGCCCUCCGCUCAUCCUCCACCAUCCUCAACACACCUUUUCGUCUCGUCUUCCCCAAUGCUGAUCUCUCAUCAUUUGAGGAGACUGGCUUGUACGUUCGUCAGUACAUGGCAGUAUCAUACUGCUGGCGUUCCAAGGAUUUCCUAUCCGCAGGCUACGAAAGGCACGGCAGUUGGCCCAUAAGCAAGCCUUUUGUGAAAGCGAUAAUCAGCGAGAAGGAUCACCCUCGUGUUGGGAUUUGGAUGGACCAGCUCUGCAUUGAACAAACGUCGUCGGUUGACAAGCAGAAAUCUGUCGCAGCGAUGGACAUCAUCUACCGGUCAUGCAUCCGCCUUUUAGUCUUACUUGAAGACGUGUUCCUGGACGAGGAAGAGGUGGCGUUGUCUAAGAAAUAUGAUCCGUCCAGAAUUACAUUCGACCGAGCGUGGAGGCCGCCAGCGGAUGAACAGGCUGUGUUUGCAAGCUUCUAUAAUAAAGUCAACGCGGCACGGUGGUGGGAACGAGCAUGGUGCUUCCAUGAGUUCAAUGUCAACGAACCGUGGAGUCACAAUAGACAGUGUCACGAGGUCUAUAACGCUACUUUCAUCAUGAAUGGCCCUAUAGGAUCAACAGUGAAGAUCAAGUGGUGGACCCUGCACUACAUCAUGGCAUCCGCCAUGCCUGAGGACAAAGGACAGGAGAUCUUCGCUCUCAUCGACGCUGGAGAUCGCGAACCUGGAUGGAGGAGCAGUGUCAUGGCAAGGCACAAUGGCGUGAGUAAAAAGGGAUGCAUGCUCUUGGAAGACAAGUUAAGCAUCAUGAUCAACACGUGUGGGCUUGCACUUGCGUACCAAGGACAGGCGCUGAAGAGCACGGACGAGAUUCUAUACAUCAGCGCCUUGCUAGCUCUUGCAGUGGGAGAAUCUUACCCACUUACCAUGUUUGACGGCCGAGCUAUCCCUAAGCUGAACAACAAAUCAACGUGGUUUCAGCGACACCUUGUAGCUGAUGAUAUCUCAAUCCCCAGGUUCAGGAUUGGAGGUCUGCAUGGUAUUCAUUGUGUUUCGAUGCAAGAAAUAGAGCUGGAAAUGGUCUUCCUCCCGCCACCUGCUAUUUGGUCCGGCGUGAAAGAUGAAGACCUCAGACCUACCUAUGAGAUCUUUCCUGGCACGAUAGCGACCACGCGACCAACCACACAUGGACCAGUAGGAGAUCACUUUGCAUCAGCGAGUCGACCUGAUGCAGUCCUUGACAAUCCGCGCCGUAGGUUUCUUGCCGGCUGUGUCAUGAAUGGACACGCCUUCACAGCCCGACUGUGGAUACAAGUCGUACGAGAUGUCAUAGGACCCAACUACAACCAGGGACUGUUCAAAGACCUGAAGCCCAACCCAUCGCUGCUAUCUGCUGCACAAAGGUUCGUCAUACAGCUCCUAUCAGUCUCAACAUUACAGGGCAUCCCACCUCCCUCUACUUUCACACUCGAAGACGCGCACCUCUUCCUAACGUGGCUUACUGAUCCGCGAUCUAUGUACUAUAUCAGCGUCUACACGUACCGUAUGCAGUGUACCAUUGACGGUCAGGGAGCAUUUACUACAGGUGCGCAGGUCAAUGAGCACUUUCAAGAUGGGCCGAUUGAGGAGUUGCGGGCUGCUGUGCCAACUGAUCUGCUGGAUGCGCCCUGCAUCCCUCUCAGAGUGUGGCUUCUGCGACCGAGGAAGAUUGAGGAUGGAGUGGGCAAGUGGAUGCUUGUGGGGAAGGCGAUGUUGCUGGGUGAGCCGGACUUGAAGAAGGUAAUCAAGGGGAAUGAGGGAAGGGACGAUGCGGUGGUGAGAUCGAGGAGAGUCGUUGUUGGUGGUUGAUGGACGAGUAC
This is a messenger RNA of Macroventuria anomochaeta, 2335 nucleotides long. RefSeq lists its product as uncharacterized. NCBI's taxonomy places the organism in Eukaryota, Fungi, Ascomycota, Dothideomycetes, Pleosporales, Didymellaceae. The record is from RefSeq and is a predicted model, not a curated record. The transcript is spliced from 2 exons. The coding region runs from base 279 to 2324 and encodes 681 amino acids.